AUGUCGUUCGCAAGCACACCCGUAACUCGCACGAUGGUGCUCGGGCUGGUGGGCACGUCGAUCGCGGCCAGCCUGUUCGACAUCAAGCAUUACUUCGACAUCCAGGUCGGCCUGCAUCUCUUUACGUACAGGCAGACGUGGCGCGCUCUCGUAUACCAGCUAUGCUAUACCAACUCGUCCGAGGUGCUCUUUGGUGCCAUGGCGCUAUACCACAUGCGGACGGUCGAGCAGCAGUGGGGGUCGAGGAAAUUCGCGUCCUUCGUCAUCGUCUCUGGCCUGCUGACAGCCGUCCUCCCGCCGCUCAUACUAGCUGUUAUCCUCCGGCCCCUGACCUUCGGCAUGUUCGAUUUCCUCCCGGCCGGUCCCACGCCCAUCAUCUUCGCCAUCUUGGCGCAGUACCACGCCAUGAUCCCACACAUCUACAAGUACAAGGUCGCGCUGACUACCGGUCCGCCGUCCGCCAACGACGCCGACGACUCCGUCCCGGGCAUCACCUUCUCCGACAAAUCGACCAAGUACCUGAUGGCGUUGCAGCUCGCCUUCUUCCAGUGGCCCGGGUCCCUUCUCGGCGCGGGUAUCGGCUGGCUCGUGGGCCAGGCCUGGCGCAGCGAGCUGCUGCCCGGGGCGCUCACGCGCUGGCGGGUGCCCGGAUGGCUGGUUGGCAUGCGGGGCCGUAAGAGCAACGAGAGGUUUGAGGGGAUGCGGAGGAGACUGGAGAGCGAAGGAGUCUCGACGGCGGCUGCGUCAGGGGCGCAGCAUGCGGGCGGUGUCGAGGGUAGUAACCGUCGACGGACGAUGGGGCAGCAGAUUUUAGAUGAGGUGCGUGGGGCGUUUUGA
Thermochaetoides thermophila DSM 1495 is the source of this 837-nucleotide messenger RNA. RefSeq lists its product as uncharacterized. Gene Ontology annotation, molecular function: serine-type endopeptidase activity. Lineage: Eukaryota; Fungi; Ascomycota; Sordariomycetes; Sordariales; Chaetomiaceae. The transcript has 2 exons. Bases 1 to 837 code for a protein of 278 amino acids. The record is from RefSeq and is a predicted model, not a curated record.